AUGGCUAGAGCUGCUUUCGACCCAUUCGAAGCACUGGGCUUGCCUCGCGAUGCCUCAUCCCAAACGAUCAAGUCGAGAUACCAUGCCCUCGCCAGGAAGUACCAUCCGAAUCGACAUCAGGGCAGCGAUGAAGCCAAGGCGACUCUCGCAGAGCACUUCCACAAUGUACAUCAAGCCUGGAAGUUGCUUAGCAACGUCGAGAACAGAAGGCGACGAACUGAAUUGCUCAACCUGCUGGAGCUGCAAGAUGCCAUGCUUACAACGUUCAUGGAUCUGUUGAAUGCACAAAGUCCGGAUGAGCCUCACCCUGAUCAGCCCCAGCCAGUCGAACACUCCGAACACGAUGGAAACAUCUCGAGCGAUGCGGACGAAGACCUGCCGAAUGUAGGACUUCAGAGGCGGCAGACCUUCCGCAAUCAUGGCGUCAAGCAUCUGGGAGACAGAAGAGGCAGUGUCGAUGACAACUCACCCACGAGUCCUACCAAGAAGAGCUUGAAGUGGUCGAUAUCGAAGGCGAUCAAUGCCCGGGCGUCCGCGAAGCAGGAUCAACAGAAAGAGUCAGACUACUUCUCUCAGCGCAGGAAGAAGCUCGAGAAACUGCGUCGCAAAGAGCUGGAGGCAUUCUUCCACUAUCGCGAUGCUAUGGUUGCAAAGUUUGAGGCAGAAGAAGAGGUGGAGAGACAUCAUGCGCAGUACGAGCAGGCGAAGUGGAAACGAGAGUACUUUGAAAGAGCACCACGCGGUACAACAGAACGCUUUCGAUCGUUUCAGCACUUCAUGGGUGCAGUGUCAGCAUUUGGGGAUCAUACACCAAGACGUCGGAAUCACUCUACCUUGAGCUAUUCGACAAUGUCGCCAAUCGUUGGGCCGGGAGAAGGUCCACAGUUCCUCGGUCCUGAUCAUGCUUUGGCUCGAUCGAAGACCAUGCACCACAAGAGAGGCUGGAGCAGCGAUAUCAGUGGUGAUCAGACGGAUAGCAGUGAUGACGAACCCAGCGAGAUUAACGGCACGAAGCAUAUCUCACCCCCCAUACAGUGGCAUCAGCUCGCGAAACGAAGCCAAAAUACCAACAGAGACUACCCUCGACGAUCGCAUCACAGAACGAGCAGUGGGCUCUCGGAAGGAGACUCGCCGGGCCCUGAGUUCAAAGUUGUGGUCAGGCAGCCAUCAGAUCUAGGCAGGAUAGAAGAAGCGAACGAUUCGAGCAACGAGACAUUAUCCAAUUCAUCGAGGUCGCCUUCACCACAUCCGGAUGCCAUGAACAGUCUGCAGCUGUACAAGUUCCGCAUGUUACCUUCAUCGGGCACAGCAGAUCUCUUUGGUAUGCCAUCCGAAGGCCGUGCCAGAUCGCCGAGUCCUGUGGGAAGGCGUCGCUUUCCAUCGAUGCCAGAGGUACCCAAAGCGCCGCGAGUCUCGCCUUCAGAUGGUCUCAAGUUUGAGACGAAGCUUGUUGGACCUCCUCAGUACCAGCAUGUCCACUAUGACCAUGUUCAUCAGCUUUCUCGCGAGGAGAAGUCGCGCAUCCUCGGUGCAGAGCCAGAUACCGAACUAGACCCGGCUGUGCUGCUCGAAAGGCUUUCUGGACUGAGCACAACCGUGGCUGAUAAGUUCGAAAUCAAACCGAACAUGGAGGAGCUCUUCAGAUUCAGACUCAUAUACGGGACUCGCGAAGUUACACGCAAGCAACACCAGUCUUUUAUCGCACUUAGCUACCGUCGCAAGAUUCACGUCGAGAAGGAAAAGUAUCACUACACGCUACCUCUGGAUCCCGAGAUAUACCAAGCAGUGUGGGACGAGCGCGAGUCAGACAAUGAGGGUGUUUGGAUCGACCAGAUCUGUAUCGACCAGGACAGCGACUUCGAACGUACCAUCUCUAUGUCGGCCAUGGACAUGGUGUACAGGAGCGCACGCAUUGUUGUGGUCGCGCUGGAUGAUAUUGAGCUCGAGGCUCACGAAGGCGAACUCCUGCAAAGCCACAUGGACGAGUACGAAAGCAUGAAACAUGUCGCAGCAAGGCACCGAUUCCGUCGGAAGCACCCACCGUACCUCGAGAGCCACGAUCACAUGUACAAGGUGAUUCGCAAGAUUCUGCGAUCGUCAUGGUUUAAGCGAGCCUGGUGCAGACACGAGAUGCGACUUGCUAAGCAUCAUGUCUUCCUGAUACCAUGCAAGCGACCAGGCACAUGGUCUGGUCGAGCUGUCCUGCGAUUCAACGGCAAGUGCAUCGCACAUCUGCUUGACCUUUCGAUCGAGGUACCCUUCGAGCCUGACGUUGAGUCUGUCAAACCUGCUCUGCAUGCGUUCUUCCGAGAUAGAGCCAAGAUGGCGACUGGAGAACGAGAGAUGCGUCUGCACCACGGCAACUUCUCCACCGUGGUUGCAGAGGUCUUCGCCAUGGAAGCUGGAGGUGAUCCUCGCAUACCUGCUGAGCGGAGACUUUCGGAUGCCAGGAAAGACAAGAUCUCAAUCAUUCUGAAUACAAUGGAAUGCGGUCUGACACUUCGUGAUGCUCUCAGAAACCCGAGCAUACACGUUACUGAUAACGAGUGCUACCACUUGCUUUCGCUGUUGGCACUGGCUGCACAGGAUCCUGGAGCGCUUUGCUGUGUCGGCGCACCGCUGCCCAUUACAGACUCCACAAGCAGCUGGCUGUACACUCCCACGGUUGCCGACGCAGGCCUCAACAACUUCAAAACACUGGAUCGAUUGCCUGAGAACGCUCACUAUGUGACGAGCACAUCCGGUCCUGAGCAUUACAUUCAGCUUGACCUCAAGUUCCUCCCGCGAGACAAAGCAUGGACGCCAUCUCAAGACCUCGACACUCUAGAGCUAGCCCGCUAUUUCAUCGCCACCUGCGACGAACGCAAAUGGGGUAGGAACCGAAAACGCUACCUGACCCACGACCGCAAAGCAAAUCUCCUCUUCGGCUCAAUGCACGAAGUCUACGUCGAAACUCUCGCCUGCAUCUUCCACUGCGGUCCCAACUGGAUGAGCGAUGUGUGUCAACGUUACAGCAUGUCCCGCUGGAAAGUCGAUCUCAAAGGCGCCUACGAACUCCUCAUAGCUCUCGCCAACACACACGGCCGCUGGCCCGUCGACGCCUGGUCCGAACGAGCAGCCGGCUUCAUCAUGGACUUUGUCAACUUCCUGACCAUCCGCGGCCUGCCCCAACGCCAAAUCUCCAAACCCGAACCCUGGCGUCCCUUCGUCGUAGCAAGCACCGGCCAAGUCCUCGGCUACGCUCCCAUCGCGGACGAACACAUCCAACUCGCCAUCCCCACAGUCCUCAUAAACCCCGACUACGUCCACCUCGCACGCCUCUGGAUCCUCGCACCUCGCACCACCCCUUCCCUCACCAACGGCACCACUUCCUCCUCCGCUACCUCCAUCCCCAUCCCAACCAUAACCCUCAACGACGAAAACAUCUCAGACUGGACCCUCUCGGGCAAAUCCGUCCUCUUCAGCGACGAGGCCUGGAUUGGGAAAAUGUCCACCGCGCAAUACCGCGGCGACUUCCAAGAACAGCAGAAAGUAUAUGGGAGGCAGUUGCAGAGACAACAUGCCUCGAAUGGAGUAAUUCGUGAUCGGAAAUUGUUGCGAGCUUGA
Fulvia fulva is the source of this 3606-nucleotide messenger RNA. RefSeq lists its product as uncharacterized. The record is from RefSeq and is a predicted model, not a curated record. NCBI's taxonomy places the organism in Eukaryota, Fungi, Ascomycota, Dothideomycetes, Mycosphaerellales, Mycosphaerellaceae. The transcript has a single exon. Bases 1 to 3606 code for a protein of 1201 amino acids.